AUGGGUACAACUGCCAGUGCCAGCCAGCAACGUGUGCCAACCGCUGCCCAGCCAAACUCUACCAUUCACAAACCGUCUGCAGCUGCCAACCAGUCUGAGGAUAUCAGUACUACUGCGGGCAAAGCAAAAUCCAUCAUCACCAACAACGUAUCACCUGUUGUGAUCACGUACAAUUUGAAGGAAGAAUUUCAAAUUCAUGAUGAUUUUCUUAAGGCCCAUUACAUUACUGGCAGGAUAAAUGACAAGUUGCCUGAGCACUUCCUUGUGCAGGGGAAGUACUUCAUGGUGAAAGAUCUGAAUAACACAGCUGAUGUCCUCCUUACUCUCAGUAAUUGUGGGGCACCAAACUUUCGACAGUCUCAGGGUGAUUAUCCAGUGUACGGAAUGGGACAACCAACUGUGAAUGGCUUCUGCCAAGUUUUACACACGCUGAAGGAGGCAGGAUACCAGGAAAUCAUUUGCUUCAAUGUGCGAGAGGAUCCUGUACUUUUUCUUCCUCAAGAGGAUGAUUUUAUUCCUUAUACUCCACGUGAUCGAAAUCAUUUGCAGGAAAAUCUCUACUAUCUGUGUCCAAGAAAUCAAGUGGAAAAAUUGGAAUUAACAAUUAAAAGGGAGUUAAUGGAUUUUGCCAUUCUGCAAAACAAAACCUGCUUUGUCUAUCAAGAUAUUGAACAAUUUGUUGAUGAGCCACACGUGUACAAGAUUCAGCAUGAAGAAGAUGUGCAUGUGUCGGAGGAAGUCUAUAGACCCCACGCCUUUACACAGACAUCCUUCAGAUACAAGCGAUUAGCCCUACCAAUUGAUGGCUCUCCAGAAGAAGCAGAUUUUGACACCUUCAUUAGCACGGUUAGGGAGAGCCCCAGUCUCACCUUCAGGGACAGUGUUAAACCACCUCCGGCCUUGGUGUUUAACUGUCAAAGUGGAGUUGGACGCACCAAUUUAGGAAUGACACUUGGUGCACUGAUAAUGGCUCAUAGAACAGCAUUUCCUCACUCAGAAAAGUGUGAGAAGAAUAAAGGUCCUUUUCAGAUUGUUCAAAACUACAUCAAUGCUUUUCCAAAUGGCAGCAGAAUCGUUACGCAGGUUAAUAGCAUCAUCAGCAUGUGUUCGCAAAUGCAUGACUUAAAGGAAUCUAUUUCCUUUUACAAAAAUAAACUUGAAGGCCUCGGAGAGAUGCAGAGAAACCAGGGACUGCAUCCUCGAAAACAAUGGAUCAAAAAUGCCUUUCGGAUCCUGGAGCGUUAUUUUUACCUUAUUGCAUUCAAUAGCUACCUUUAUGAACAGUAUCCACUGGCUUUCACAGUUAUGUUCAGCACUUGGAUGAGGCGAAACCCCUUCUUCUACAGACAAGUGUGUGAAAUUCCCAUCAGUGAGAUGAAACUACCCAUUAAACUUAUCAGCAAACAACUCUGUGUUCUGGUUGCUGAUGAUUACCUGGAUCUUGAUGAAAUGAGCUCCCAGAGACAGAUGAAAGUGUCAAACUUCAGAAAAGUUUCCAAAAUGCCAGUGUGUGGAAUAGCCCAGCCCAGCACAGAGGGACUGGCGCAGUUACUGUCCUACCUGACGGAUGAUAAGAGAAAGUUUACCAGUGUGUUGUGUGUGAACCUGCGAGAGGAAGCUGUGCUGGCAGCAGAUGAACAAAUGUACUCACUCAGGGAUGUUGCCAACCUCCAGCAGGAGACGAUCAUUCCUGCGGCAACUGUGGAACAGCUGGAGAAAAUUGAGAAUGCUGCAAAAAUGGAUAUCCUGACCUGUAAGACCACAAUUGAGGUGUGGCAAGAGGACAAAAAAGAGAUGAAGGUAUUCAGCUCAUGCCUAACACUCAAUGAUGUCUAUAAUCAAAUGGCUCUGCGAUAUUCCCAGCUUUAUUACCAGCGCAUUCCCGUUACAGACUGUGCAGCUCCCACGGAAGAGGACUUUGACUCCUUUCUGAAGCUAGUGAGUUCAACUUUAACCACAGAUAGCAAUUCAGCUAUUGUCCUAAACUGUCAUGAUGGCAAAGAAAGAACCACGGUUGCCAUGGUCAUCUGUGUGCUGAUAACUUGGCAUAUAAAGGGCUUUCCAGAAGCACUGGAGGAGGAGUUGAUUAGUGUUCCCGAUGCCAAGUACACAAAGGGAGAGUUUGAGGCCAUUCUUCAGCUGGUCCGUAUUCUUCCCAAUGGGAAUGAGAUGAAGAAAGAAGUGGACAGAGCCCUAGAUGCUGUGAGCGACUCAAUGACACCCAUGAUGCACCAUCUCAGAGAGCUCAUCAUCAAUAUUUACAGAAAGUCAAAAUCAGCGAAGAACCAAGAUGAUGGUGCACGCUUACACCUACGCAGUCUGCAGUAUCUUGAACGAUAUUUUUACCUAAUUCUCUUCAACGCCUAUUUGCACCUGGAGAAGCAAGGAGGAUGGCAAAGAUCCUUCAAAGUUUGGAUCACUGAGGUAGCUGCCCCAGCAGGUGUGUUUGAAAUUUUGGACAAGUUGGGAUUCUCUGAGUUCGAGGACCCAGAAGAUACCCCAAUGUGCAGAAUGCGCUACAGAUGGCAACAGCAACACGGACAGAAAAUUCCCUGUUGGGGGAAAUUAUUUUCAUACACUGAAUAA
Messenger RNA from Callorhinchus milii (elephant shark), 2586 nucleotides. Its product is annotated as paladin-like. The transcript is spliced from 19 exons. Bases 1 to 2586 code for a protein of 861 amino acids. The record is from RefSeq and is a predicted model, not a curated record. NCBI's taxonomy places the organism in Eukaryota, Metazoa, Chordata, Chondrichthyes, Chimaeriformes, Callorhinchidae.